Molecule: messenger RNA, 1143 nt
Organism: Erythranthe guttata (spotted monkey flower)
Lineage: Eukaryota; Viridiplantae; Streptophyta; Magnoliopsida; Lamiales; Phrymaceae
Source: RefSeq, a predicted model, not a curated record
GGCUGCGUCUCAUCAAAAUCAAUCUGCUGUUCUGCUACAUUUGAGUAUGAUUCCAAUGAGCUUUACAAAAGCUCCUCAUUUUGCACAUCUUCCACGUGCUUCUCACUGUUCUUCUUACCACGUGCCCUCCACGUGCCUCCCCCCUUUAAAACCCUCUCCUCUCUCCUCGCCCUCUCCGCCACACCUCCACCGCCGACGGCGUCGCUCAGCAAUGGCCAUCGGAGACUCUCCUUGGCGGCCGACGCCUCUCCCGCAGGAUACAUUACCUUUCGAGCUCAAAAUCGAGUCCGAUUUUGAUCGAAUCGUCUCCCCCGAUGGACUGGUUUCCGUCUGCGGCUUCGGUUCCCUUCUCUCCGAGACGAGUGCUCGGAGUACGUUUCCAGAUUUGAUAAACUUUAGAGUAGCAAAAUUGAAUGGAUUUCGAAGAGUGUUUGCUCAUGUUGCUCCUAUUUUCUUCGAGCGUGGUAUAGCUAACCCUGAAACCAAGGAGAUAUCAAGUUUGAGCGUCGAACCAUGUGAAAGUGAAACCCUUGUAGUUACCACUUUCGAGAUACAGAGAUCAGAGAUACCAUCUUUUAUUGAACGUGAGCACGAAUUCCGGUUUUUAGCAGUGACACUGGAAACAUUUAAUGGGCUGCUUUACACCACUCCAUCUGUACUAUGUGCCCGUUAUACAGACGAAGAGUACUUUCUGAACAGAUGUAAAGGAAACGAAGAAACCCUCUUCCAACGAUAUGGAAGAUACGGCAUUCAUAAGAUUUGGUUGGAUGAUAUAUUACCAUGUCGCGUUUAUUUGCGUCACUGUGUAUUGGCAGCAAAGAAUCUUAGCGAAGCAGCUUAUGAGAACUUUCUCGAUCAUACGUUUCUCGGUGACCGUAAAACAACAAUCCGUGAGUACUUAGUGAAUAAAGGUGCAGGCAUAAUGGAAGAGGAGCCUCCACUGCAGCUAAAACAUCGUUAUGGUGGUUAAAUGUGAAACUACUCUUGAUUUUUUUCUUGCUGUAAAAUGUAUGAAAUUUGUUAAUUUUAUUAUUGAUUUUAGAUUAAAGAUCAAGUACAAUGGAAUUUUUGUAACUAUGUUAACUGCUAAGUAUGUCCCAAAUCAAUUUAUCUGCAUCCGGAAAAUAUCGUAGUAGCUUGGAA